This is a messenger RNA of Condylura cristata (star-nosed mole), 9061 nucleotides long. It is a transcript of the gene SRRM2, whose product is annotated as serine/arginine repetitive matrix 2. Gene Ontology annotation, molecular function: mRNA binding. The record is from RefSeq and is a predicted model, not a curated record. NCBI's taxonomy places the organism in Eukaryota, Metazoa, Chordata, Mammalia, Eulipotyphla, Talpidae.
ACUACAACUCCCAGAAUGCCGCAGGCGGGAGGCAGCGGGGAGCUCGAGCGUCGUUCGAGGUGCUCCUCCCCCAGUGGCAGAAACUCUCCAAAUGACGUUGCCCGCUCCGGUCGAGUCCUUCGCUCUUCCUCGCAUUGGCCGACGGGAUUAGUAGUUCUUCGGCAACGGAGUAGUUCGGCUCUCGCAUCCUCAGAAACUACACUUACCGUGGUGGAUUUGGCGCCUGCGCACCGGUUGCGGGGUGGGGUGGGGGUGGUGGUGGCAUACUACGGUUCCCGGCAGGCCUUGCGACGCAGGCGACUGCGUGCUGACGUCCUUGUUAGUCGUGCUGACGCGCAGCGCGGCCCAGGCGGGGUGCGAGUGGCGCAGUCGGAGCCCGCUGCGGCCCCUGAGGAAGCAAGGAGGCGUCGGUGUCGGCUGAGGCGGGUGGACGGCGAGCCGGCGGCUCCAGGCCCCAGGGACUCGGGAGUUCGAGCAGCGGCAGCGGCAGGACCUCUCCCCCUCGGAGGCGGCGGGCGGAGGCGGCGGCGGGUGAGAGGGAGCGGUGGUGCCCCCGGGCACGGGGCCAUGUACAACGGGAUCGGGCUGCCGACGCCCCGGGGCAGCGGCACCAACGGCUACGUCCAGCGCAACUUGUCCCUGGUGCGGGGCCGCCGGGGCGAGCGGCCUGACUACAAGGGAGAGGAGGAACUGCGGCGCCUGGAGGCUGCCCUGGUGAAGCGGCCUAACCCUGACAUCCUGGACCACGAGCGCAAGCGGCGCGUGGAGCUGAGAUGCCUCGAGCUGGAGGAGAUGAUGGAAGAGCAGGGGUACGAGGAACAGCAAAUUCAGGAAAAAGUGGCGACCUUCCGACUCAUGUUGCUGGAAAAGGAUGUGAACCCUGGGGGCAAGGAGGAGACCCCCGGGCAGAGGCCAGCGGUAACUGAGACUCACCAGUUGGCAGAACUGAAUGAGAAGAAGAAUGAGCGCCUGCGCGCAGCCUUUGGCAUCAGCGAUUCCUACGUGGACGGCAGCUCUUUUGAUCCUCAGCGCCGUGCUCGAGAAGCCAAGCAGCCAGCCGCUGAGCCUCCCAAACCUUACAGCCUUGUCCGGGAGUCCAGCAGUUCUCGAUCACCGACCCCAAAACAAAAGAAGAAGAAGAAGAAGAAAGAUAGAGGACGCCGGUCAGAGAGCAGUUCCCCUCGCCGAGAGAGGAAGAAGAGCUCCAAAAAGAAAAAGCACAGGUCAGAAUCGGAAUCCAAGAAACGAAAGCAUAGGUCUCCCACUCCAAAGAGCAAACGUAAAUCUAAGGACAAGAAGCGGAAGCGGUCUAGAAGUACAACACCAGCCCCCAAGAGUCGCCGGGCCCACCGGUCAACUUCUGCCGAUUCUGCUUCUUCUUCUGAUACUUCCCGCAGUCGGUCUCGAAGUGCUGCAGCUAAAACCCAUGCAACAGCCUUGACUGGGCGAAGUCCUUCCCCUCCCUCAGAGUGUCGUGGGGAGGGAGAUGCACCUGCCAAGGAACCAGGCACCAUCAACACAGGGCAGCCUAGCAGCCCAGAGCCCUCUACAAAGCGGCCUGGCAGCCCGUGUGAAGACAAAGACAAGAAGGAGAAACCUGCAACUCGACCUAGUCCUUCUCCGGAAAGGAGCAGCGCAGGCCCAGACCCACCUGCUCCCACUCCGCUCCUUGCUGAGCAACAUGGCGGCACCCCACAACCCAGUGCAACAACCCCUUUGAGUCAGGAGCCAGUGAAUCCCCCAACUGAGGCUUCCCCCUCCCGGGGCCGUUCACCACCUAAGUCUCCUGAGAAACCUCCCCAGUCAUCUUCGGAGAGCUGCCCACCAUCCCCUCAACCUACCAAAGUUUCUCGGCAUGCCAGCUCCUCCCCUGAAAGUCCUAAACCCACACCAGCUCCUGGGUCCCGCCGAGAGAUUUCUUCUUCUCCCGCAUCCAAGAGUCGCUCCCAUGGCCGAGCAAAGCGGGAUAAGUCACGUUCUCAUACUCCUCGUAGGGUGGGGCGGUCUCGUAGUCCUGGCACUACCAAGAGGGGGCGAUCCAGAUCUCGAAGCCCUCCCAAGAGAGGGCAUUCUCGGUCCCGGUCCCCUCAGUGGCGUAGGUCCCGGUCUGCACAAAGGUGGGGACGAUCAAGGACCCCCCAGCGGCGUGGCCGCUCUAGGUCUCCCCAGCGACCAGGCUGGUCCAGGAGCAGAAAUGCCCAGAGAAGAGGCAGGUCUAGGUCAGCAAGACGAGGCAGGUCACACUCUAGAUCCCCAGCUACAAGAGGCAGGUCUCGCUCUAGAACACCAGCCAGGCGGGGCCGGUCUCGCUCUAGAACGCCAGCCAGGCGCAGGUCGCGGUCCAGAACACCCGCUAGGCGUAGGUCUCGCUCUAGAACGCCAGCCAGAUCGCGCUCUAGGACCCCAGCCCGGAGAAGUGGCCGGUCGCGCUCUAGGACCCCAGCCAGGCGAGGAAGAUCACGUAGUAGAAGCUUAGUUAGACGUGGAAGAUCUCACUCUAGAACACCCCAAAGAAGAGGCAGGUCAUGCUCAUCACCAGACAGAAAGAACAAAUCCAGAGUGUCACAGAGAAGCAGGUCCAACUCAAGUCCAGAAAUGAAAAAAUCACGAGUUUCUUCACGGAGAAGUAGAUCUCUCUCUUCACCACGGUCUAAAGCAAAAUCUCGCAUGUCUUUGAGACGCAGCCUUUCAGGGUCCUCUCCAUGUCCUAAAAAAUCUCAAACACCCUCCAGGCACAGUCGCUCUGGGUCAUCCCAGCCUAAAGCUAAGUCUACAACACCACCCAGGCGAAGCCGCUCUGGGUCUUUGCCUCCUAGUCAGAAAUCUAAAACCCCACCGAGGCAGGAUGGUUCCAGCCCAUCUCCUCCACCUAAGCUGAAAUCUGGAACGCCGCCCAGGCAAGGGUCUGUAACAAGUCCCCAGGCGAACGAACCAUCUGAAACACCACAGAGACAGAGCCGGUCCGAAUCGUCUCCUGACCCUGAAGUGAAGUCUAGGGCCCCUUCAAGACAUAGCUGCCCCGGGUCCUCUCCUCCUAGAGUGAAAGCUAGCACACCUCCAGUCCGCAGCCGGUCUGGCUCAUCGUCUCCACAACCCAAGACAAAGACUGGAAUGUCUCCAGUCCGGAGCCGUUCUGGCUCCUCCUCUCCAAGCCCUAGCAGGAUCGCCGCUAAAACACCACCGAGGCCAAGCAGGUCUGAAUCUCCCUGCUGCGAGGUUGACUCUAGUUUGUCGCAGCAUCACAUCCGUUCUCGAUCCUCCUCACCAGAUGCCAAAGUGAAAUCCGAAACACCAUCAAGACAGAGUCACUCAGGGUCUACUUCGCCAUGCCCCAAAGUAAAGCCCCAGACUCCACCUGUGCAGGGUAUUUCUGCAUCAAAAUCGCCAUGUUCCCAGGAGAAAUCUAAAGAGUUGCCAGCACAAACUGGCUCUGGCUCCUCCUCCCUCUGUGCAGGAGUAAAACCUAGUAUGCCACCAGGAGAGGGCGCUCCUGCUUCUUCAUCUCUGCAACAGACAGGACAAGCUCAGACUUCACCAGACUCUGGAUCUGAUUCGUCAAGUCCAGAAAGAAGACAGAGCCAUUCCGAAUCUCCACUGCAAAAUAAAUCUCAGCUGUCGAAAGGUGGCCAGUCAAGGUCGUCCUCUCCCAUCGCUGAACUGGCACGCAGCUCUCCGAGAAGACAGGCUGGCAAUGAAUUGUCACCGAGUCCUAGGCUAAAAGCUGAAAUGUCUCCAGAGCAGAGCAGGUCUCAGUCUGACUCUUCUCUGUAUCCUGCAAUGGACUCCAAGUCUUUUGUAGGGCAAAGUAAAGCUGAGCCCUCUCCUGAAUCAAAAGAGAGAACAGUGAGCUUGCUCCCUCGGGAGGAUGUGUCAUCUCCUAGGCCAAGAGACAAGUUGAGUCCUCUGGUGCAGGAAACAUCUGAGUUCGCACCAGUACUCAAAGACACGCCUAGAACACCAUCAAGGGAAAGAGGAGGCGUUGGGUCAGCUCCAGAUACAAAAGACCAAAAUGUAUUAUCAGCUAAAACAAGCCAAGAGGAGGAAUUAAUGGAGUUGGUAGAGAAAUCCGAAGAGCUCUCAAGUCAGGUCCUGCCCCGUUUAUCCCCAGGGCAAAAAGAAAUGACUGGAAGUAACUUGGAGUCAUCUUCUGAAAUUGAAGAACAAUCUGCUGUGUCUUUGACUCUUGACCAAAGCCAGCCACAGGCUUCUUUGGAAGCAGAAGUCCCUGCAGUGGCCUCAACUUGGAGUGGACAACAUUUGUCUCCCGAUCGUAAAGAACUGUCUAAUUCCCCUGCCAGGGAGAAGAGCUGUGCAUCAUCUCUACAGUUUAGAAACUCUGGCCCUGUUGCAGAGAUGAACACUGGGUUUUUUUCUGAGGUUAAGGAUUCGAACGGGCCUCCUAAUCAGCUGGAGACAGACCCACCUCUAGGUGUGAAAGAACAAUCAACGAAGUCUUCUAGACGUAGCAGUUCUGAGUUGUCCCCAGAAGCGAUGGAAAAGGCGGGAAUGUCUUCAGCUCAGAGUGUCUCUUCUCCUGUGCUUGAUGCUGCACCCAGGACACCUUCAAGGGAGAGAGGCAGUCCCACAUCAUCUCCUGAGCUGAAAGAUGGUUUACCCAGAACCCCAUCAAGGAGAAGUAGGUCUGGGUCUUCCCCAGGACUUAGAGAUGGGUCUGGGACUCCUUCAAGGCACAGUUUAUCGGGGUCCUCUCCUGGCGUGAAAGAUGCACCUAGAACACCGUCCAGGGGGAGAAGUGAAUGUGAUUCUUCUCCAGAGCCAAAAACAUUGCCUCAGACUCCUAGGCCAAGGAGUCAGUCUCCAUUCUCCCCAGAGCUCAACAACAAGUGUCUCACGCCACAGAGAGAGAGAAGUGGCUCGGAGUCAUCCGUUGAACAGAAGACUGUGGCUAGGACUUCUCUUGGGCAGAGAAGUCAGUCUGAAUCGUCUCAAGAACUUGAUGGGAAGCCCAGUGCAUCCCCUCAGGGAGGAAGUGAAUCGGACUCUUCUCCAGAUGCUAAGGCUAAGACACGCAUGCCACUUAGACAGAGAAGUCGCUCAGGAUCCUCUCCAGAGGUUGAUGACAAAUCUCGACCUUCUCCUCGAUGUAGCCCAUCUGGCUCAUCACCUGAAGCUAAAGAUAAGCCGAGAGUGGCACCCAGGGCUCCGAGUGGCUCCGAGUCCUCCCCUGAACUUCAGGUUCCUGUUCCUCGAGCCCUUCCUAGGCGAAGCAGAUCAGGUUCAUCAAGCAAAGGUAGAGGCCCUUCACCUGAAGGAAGCAGCAGUUCUGAGUCGUCUCCAGAACACCCACCCAAAUCCAGAGCUGCUAGGAGAAGUUCUAGAUUGUCUCCAGAGCCAAAAGCCAAGUCUCGGACUCCACCUCGCCGGCGCAGCUCUCGUUCAUCUCCUGAGCUGACUCGCAAGGCCAGACUGUCGCGUCGGAGCCGCUCUGUGUCUUCAUCACCGGAGACCCGCUCUCGAACUCCCCCGAGACGCCGAAGAAGUCCUUCAGUGUCUUCCCCAGAGCCAGCUGAAAAAUCGCGAUCCUCACGCCGACGCCGUUCAGCUUCAUCUCCACGCACUAAGACGACUUCACGGAGAGGCCGUUCUCCUUCGCUGAAGCCUCGUGGACUCCAGAGGUCCCGUUCUCGCUCCAGGAGGGAGAAAACCAGAACAACUCGACGUAGAGACAGGUCUGGAUCGUCUCAGUCAACCUCUCGGAGGAGACAGCGUAGCCGGUCAAGGUCUCGAGUUACUCGUCGACGGAGAGGAGGUUCUGGUUAUCACUCAAGAUCUCCUGCUCGGCAGGAGAGUUCCCGAACCUCCUCUCGACGCCGAAGAGGCCGCUCGCGGACACCCCUAACCAGUAGGAAGCGAUCCCGUUCGCGCACAUCACCGGCUCCAUGGAAACGCUCCAGGUCGAGGGCCUCUCCAGCCACUCACCGGCGGUCCAGAUCCAGAACGCCUCUGGUCAGCCGGCGUCGGUCCAGGUCUCGAACCUCACCAGUCAGUAGAAGACGCUCAAGAUCUAGGACAUCGGUGACUCGACGACGGUCUCGAUCCAGGGCAUCACCAGUGAGUCGCAGGCGCUCGAGGUCCAGAACCCCGCCAGUGACCCGCCGUCGUUCGAGGUCCAGAACCCCCACUCGCCGGCGCUCUCGUUCCAGAAGUCCACCAGUGACUCGCAGAAGGUCCAGAUCCAGGACGCCACUGGUGACGCGUAGGCGAUCUCGGAGCAGAACCUCGCCUGUCACUCGGAGGAGAUCACGAUCCAGAACAUCCCCAGUCACUCGAAGGAGGUCUCGCUCUCGCACCUCCCCAGUGACCCGCCGCCGAUCGAGGUCUCGAACACCUCCAGCUAUUAGGCGCAGGUCUAGGUCCCGAACCCCGCUGUUAACACGCAAGCGGUCUCGAAGUCGCUCGCCCCUUGCCAUCCGCCGCCGUUCCAGGUCCCGUACGCCGCGGGCGACUCGAGGCAAAAGGUCUUUGACGAGGUCUCCUCCGGCCAUCCGAAGGCGCUCUGCAUCCGGCAGUAGUUCUGACCGGUCACGUUCCGCGACUCCCCCGGCAACUCGGAAUCAUUCCGGCUCUCGCACGCCUCCGGUAGCGCUCGGGAGCUCAAGGAUGAGCUGUUUCAGUCGGCCCAGCAUGUCGCCGACGCCUCUGGACCGCUGCAGGUCGCCCGGAAUGCUUGAACCGCUCGGCAGCUCCAGAACACCCAUGUCUGUCCUCCAGCAAGCCGGUGGCCCAAUGAUGGAUGGCCCGGGGCCCCGAAUUCCUGACCAUCCGAGAACAUCGGUGCCAGAGAACCACGCUCAGUCCAGAAUCGCUCUCGCCCUGACAGCUAUCAGUCUCGGCACUGCUCGGCCGCCCCCGGCCAUGUCUGCUGCUAGCCUCGCUGCAAGGAUGUCCCAGGUCCCAGCGCCAGUGCCUCUCAUGAGUCUCAGAACAGCCCCUGCCGCCAGCCUCGCCAGCAGGAUUCCCGCGGCCUCCGCGGCAGCCAUGAGUCUCGGCAGCGCCCGGGCGCCGGCCAUCCCGGCGGCAGUGAACCUGGCUGACUCGAGAGCGCCAGCCGCGGCGGCGGCCAUGAACUUGGCCAGCCCCAGAACUGCAGUGGCACCUUCGGCUGUGAACCUUGCUGACCCUCGAACCCCUCCAGCUCCAGCUGUGAACCUCGCAGGAGCCAGAACCCCGGCUGCUUUGGCGGCGUUGAAUCUCUCGGGCUCUGGGACACCCCCAAGUGCUGCAAACUACCCCUCCAGUUCUAGAACACCCCAAGCUCCAGCCCCCGCAAACCUGGUAGGUCCCAGGUCUGCUCACGCUGCAGCGCCUGUGAAUAUCGCCAGCUCAAGAAAUCCUCCAGCCUUGGCUCCUGCAAGCCUCACCAGCGCUAGGAUGGCUCCAGCCUUGUCCGGAGCGAACCUCACCAGCCCGAGGGUGCCCCUUCCCGCUUACGAGCGUGUCAGUGGCAGAACCUCACCACCACUCCUAGACCGGGCUAGGUCCAGAACCCCGCCAUCUGCCCCAGGCCAGUCUAGAAUGACCUCCGAGCGAGCCCCCUCACCUGCUUCUAAAAUGGUUCAGGGGCCCUCCCAGUCUGUGCUCCCUGCAGCGCAGGAUCGGCCCAGGUCCCCUGUGCCAUCGGCCUUUGCUGACCAGUCCCGAUCUUUGCUUGGCCAGACCACCCCUGUGGCAGGGUCCCAGCCCCUCUCCUCCGGGAUGGUGGCAAAGUCCGCAUCCUCCGGUGGGGACCACAAUGGCAUGCUCUCCGGCCCGGGUCCUGAGGGCGGGGAGCCACCUGCCUCCGCGGGGGCCCAGCAGCCUUCCGCACUGGCCGCCCUGCAGCCAGGAAAGGAGCGGCGGAGUUCUUCCUCGUCGUCGUCCUCCAGCUCCUCCUCCUCCUCUUCGUCGUCAUCCUCGUCGUCGUCGUCGUCCUCUGGCUCCAGUUCCAGCGACUCAGAAGGCUCUAGCCUUCCUGCCCAGCCUGAGGUAGCAGCGAAGAGGGUCCCCAGCCCCGCACCAGCCCCUAAGGAGGCAGUGCGAGAGGGCCGUCCUCAGGAGCCGGCCCCAGCCAAGCGGAAGAGGCGUUCCAGCAGCUCCAGCUCCAGCUCCAGCUCCAGCUCUUCCUCCUCCUCCUCCUCCUCUUCCUCCUCCUCCUCCUCCUCCUCUUCCUCUUCCUCCUCCUCCUCUUCCUCCUCUUCUACUUCCUCUUCCCCUUCCCCUGCUAAGCCUGGUCCUCAGGCCUUGCCCAAGCCUGCAAGCCCCAAGAAGCCACCCACUGGCGAGCGGAGGUCCCGCAGCCCGCGGAAGCCUAUAGACUCCCUCCGGGACUCCCGGUCCCUCAGCUACUCACCUGCAGAGCGCCGCCAGCCCUCGCCCCAGCCCUCGCCCCGGGACCAGCAGCAGAGCAGCAGUGAGCGGGCGUCCCGAAGAGGCCAGCGAGCGGACAGCCGCUCCCCAGGCCACAAGCGGAGGAAGGAGACCCCCAGCCCCCGGCCAGCGAGACACCGCUCCUCCAGGUCUCCUUGAUUGGGGCAGCUUCCACCACACCCAGGUUCUGGAGCCACGGGAGUGCCCCCUUUCUCUCCUACAGCUGUGGGGAGGGGCUCCUCGUUGCCCCGUUUUGAGUCUGGGAGCAUCUUGGAGGGAGGCUUCUCUCCCUCCCCUUUUUUUUCUUUGUUCCUGUGAAAUGUUAAUCUCUGUGAGUUUUUCCUGGUUCAUGUUUUGGGGGGUCUGGGGGAGGGUGGGAAUGAGAAUGGGAGUUGUGGGAGGGAGGAUAGUUUGGGAUGCCCUGGUCUUGAAUUGGGCAGGAAGGGCCUGGGCAUGGCACCCCUUUUAUCCCCAAGUUCCUGGGAGGGGUGAUGGUUGGAAAGAGGGAGCUUGUGGGAGGGGCUCCUGGAAGGAAGGGGCAGGAGUUGGAAACUAGUUGGGCCCCACUGCCCGGCAGAGAGGUUGUGGCCCCCUCCCCCCAACUUUUCUUCAACUUUCUUAAAGGCAUUUUGGUUUUUUAAAAUCUGUACAGCAAAGCGACUUUUUCUGUCAAAUAAAAAUGAGAAAUGCAGGC